CAUCGCCAAAAUAUAGUCAGAAUGUUAAAGGAGUUCGUCAUUUUUGCAAGUUUGAUCUUUUUAAGUUAUGCUUGUUUGAUUACGAAUUGUCCUCGUGGCGGGAAGAGGGGUGAUAUCGCACCUUCUUUAGGAACUGUUGUACGGGAAUGUCCUUCGUGUGGUCCUAACCGUCUAGGUCAAUGCUUUGGGCCUUAUAUUUGUUGUGGCCCUAGUAUCGGUUGCUUCAUAGGCACACCAGAAACAUAUCGGUGCAGAAAGGAGAGUCUCUAUACCAGGCCCUGCGUCGCUGGAUACGCGAUGUGUCGUGGAAAUACAGCGAGAUGCGCUUCAAGUGGGAUUUGCUGCUCGCAAGAAUCCUGCCACAUGGAUACAUCAUGCAGAAUUCCCGACGUUGUUGGCAACGAUAAAAAACUCGACGCUAAUUUGAACGUGAUACUCCCAGGCAGCGAAGUCUCUAGCGAAAUACUACAAUAAUCUAACUAAUUGACUUCACAGUUAUCGUUUAGUAUUCUGAUACUUUGAAUUGUAACUGUAAAAAUACAACUAUGCAGUGUCAACGAUGAAACAAAUAAAAGUGCAAGUCUAUAUGUAAACUAUGCAGCACAAUUCUUUGAAAGAGAAACGGAUAAACUCCUGCUAUUUAACAGUAUUCUAUUAGACGUCUUAACGAUGUAUUUUAGACAUGCAUGUUCUCUG
Molecule: messenger RNA, 696 nt
Organism: Vollenhovia emeryi
Lineage: Eukaryota; Metazoa; Arthropoda; Insecta; Hymenoptera; Formicidae
Product: neurophysin 1-like
Exons: 3
Coding region: 22-474 (150 amino acids)
Cellular component (GO): extracellular region; secretory granule
Molecular function (GO): neurohypophyseal hormone activity
Source: RefSeq, a predicted model, not a curated record